Molecule: messenger RNA, 962 nt
Organism: Dimorphilus gyrociliatus
Lineage: Eukaryota; Metazoa; Annelida; Polychaeta; Dinophilidae
Source: the annotation of a GenBank genome assembly
AUUGAACUAUCAUAACACUGUUAGUGAGCUUGGUGAGAAGAAUGGGAUAUUUAUCAAGAAUUACCUUUCAGAAACCCUUGUCGUUUUUAAGUAGAACAAAUAAUGUAUUAAGAAUUUGUACACGAAAAAUAUCGGAACAGGGUAUGCUAAUAAAAAUAAUACUAUCUUCAAUACGCUGGUUAUUAUUUUGAUUUAUCCUUUAAAAUAUGUAUUAUCGCCCAAUAGGCGUUUUGGAAGAGCCGGUUAUUGAGUCAAAGCCAGCUUAUGAUGGUCAUAUUCAGACAACUAAAUUUCAAAAAUUUCUCUUGGGCAUGGGAUCCGGUAUACUUGCUUUAACAAAUCCGAAAAGAGGAGACAUGGUGGCGUUGAUGGGUGAAUCCACUGGAGAGUGUUCUCUGAAAUACAUGCAAUCGUGUAUGUCAAAUGAUCCAACAGGGAGAAGGAUUCUAGCUGAUCAGCCGAGAAUCAAUUCUGCAACUGUAGAUCUGGAUGAAUUAGCGAAAUUGCCUGAAGGAACAUUAGGCCACGAAUAUAUCAGAUUUUUGAAUGAAAACGGAAUUCAUCCUGAUGAUCGUCUCCCAGUAGAAUUUGUUGACGAUCCUUCUUUAGCUUACGUCAUGACACGUUAUAGGGAAAUUCACGAUUUGGUCCAUUUACUAUGUGGUAUGCCUACAAAUAUGUUGGGUGAAGUUGUUGUUAAAGUUGUUGAAGGGUUACAAACACGACUGCCAAUGUGUGUUUUGGGAGGACUGGGUGGUCCAAUUAGACUAGGGCCUAAACAUAGAAAUAUAUACUUUACCACACACUUUCCUUUUGCUGUACAGACUGGACUAAAGGCUAAGUCCUUUUUUAACGUUUACUUUGAAGAAGAGUGGGAAACAGACUUGGAAGAGCUAAGAAAUAGAUUAAAUAUCCCAAAAAUACCACAAACACCUAAAUUAAAAAAUGUUCACAAAACAUAG